UGUAUUUAUCAUAAAUUUUUUGCAAUUAGAAUACGACGGAUAUAUAAAAUAUUGAAUUUGUAGCGACAAACUUUUUAUUUCCGGUGGUUAAAACCACCUUUAAACAAAAUUCCUUUAGUUGAUAGAAAUAAAAAAAUGCAAUAAUUUUUUUUUACAAGAAAUGAACGAAAAAGUUCCUGUAAUGAAAAUAUAAUUAUAAGGCACAACAUUCCAUAACUGACGAAACAGAAACAUUCCAAAAUGUUGCACAAAUUUUAAAUGUAAAUUAUACACAAAUAGCAAAUAGUUUUCCAAUAAAAAGCAGUCUAAAACGUCCGUCCAUCAUUUCAAAUACUUUUUAAAUAGAAAAGAAAAAAGUGUUUCAGCUCGUACAUUGUAGUACCAAUCAAGAAAAACACUUUGAUACAUUUUCCUCAGUAAAGUGUUUAAUAAUAUUCCCAUAUAAUGUCUGCCGCACCCGUUGAGAAGUCUAAGCGUCUGGGACGUUGGUAUUUCGGAGGUUUGGCUAGCGCUGGCGCUGCCUGUUGUACCCAUCCCCUUGACUUGAUCAAAGUCACCCUACAAACCCAACAGGGAAAAUUGUCCGUUGUACAAUUGACAGCCAAGGUAGUGCGGGAGCAGGGUGUGCUUGCUCUGUACAAUGGUUUGUCUGCAUCUGUGUUGCGUCAAAUGACCUAUUCCAUGACUCGUUUUGGUAUUUAUGAAGCUGGAAAGCCCUACAUUAACACCGAUACUUUCCUCGGCAAAAUCACUUUGGCCGGUUUGGCGGGUACAUUUGGUGGUAUUGUGGGUACUCCCGCUGACAUGGUUAAUGUACGUAUGCAAAACGACGUUAAAUUGCCCCCAGAACAGAGAAGAAAUUACAAGAAUGCUAUGGAUGGUCUUAUCAAAGUAUACCGCCAGGAAGGUUUCAAACGUUUGUUCUCAGGAGCUACUACUGCCACUGGUAGAGGUGUUUUAAUGACAAUUGGUCAAGUUGCUUUCUAUGAUCAGAUUAAAACAAUGUUAUUGGAAACUCCUCACUUUGACGAUAACUUGAUAACCCAUUUUACAGCUUCUUUGGCUGCCGGUGCUAUUGCCACAACUUUAACACAACCCUUGGAUGUCUUAAAGACACGUAUGAUGAAUGCCAAACCCGGCGAGUUCAAUGGCCUCUGGGAUAUAGUUAAAUUCACAGCUCGCUUGGGUCCAUUAGGUUUCUUCAAGGGUUACAUACCAGCCUUUGUACGUUUGGGCCCACAUACCAUCAUAACAUUCGUGUUCCUGGAACAACUACGUUUGAAUUUUGGAGCUCUGCCACCAAGCAAACAGUAAAUCGUUAGAAUUAGCAACAGACGAUUUGGCUUUGCGAUUAAGACUCAAACUAAAACAAACAUAUUUUCUAAAUUCAGCAGGACAACAAACAAAUUUUUAUAGUUUUUCUUUUUAAUAUAA
Molecule: messenger RNA, 1434 nt
Organism: Calliphora vicina (urban bluebottle blowfly)
Lineage: Eukaryota; Metazoa; Arthropoda; Insecta; Diptera; Calliphoridae
Product: mitochondrial dicarboxylate carrier-like
Exons: 4
Coding region: 445-1314 (289 amino acids)
Biological process (GO): succinate transmembrane transport; oxaloacetate transport; thiosulfate transport
Molecular function (GO): thiosulfate transmembrane transporter activity; antiporter activity; malate transmembrane transporter activity
Source: RefSeq, a predicted model, not a curated record